Sporisorium graminicola is the source of this 999-nucleotide messenger RNA. RefSeq lists its product as uncharacterized. The coding region runs from base 1 to 999 and encodes 332 amino acids. Gene Ontology annotation, molecular function: protein kinase regulator activity. The record is from RefSeq and is a predicted model, not a curated record. Gene Ontology annotation, cellular component: protein kinase CK2 complex; cytoplasm. The transcript has 2 exons. NCBI's taxonomy places the organism in Eukaryota, Fungi, Basidiomycota, Ustilaginomycetes, Ustilaginales, Ustilaginaceae.
AUGAGCUCCAACAUCCUACCAAGAGACGACCCGUUAGAAGGCGACCUUCCGUACGCCAAAGGCGAGCAGAUCGAGGAAGACGAGGAAGAGGAAGAUGAGGCUGUCAACCUUGGUGCCUACGAAGACGAAAUCUAUGAAUCAGAAUCGCCCUCGGAAAGCGGCACCGAAUCGCUAACGUGGAUUUCGUGGUUCUGCUCCUUGCCGGGGCACGAAUACUUUGCCGAAGUAGGCGAAGACUUUAUCGAAGAUGAUUUCAACCUGACGGGGCUUAACGCGCUCGUGCCCUUCUACAAGGAAGCGCUCGAGAUGAUCCUCGACGUCGAGCCGCCCGAGGAAGACUCGCUCAAGAUUCCCGAUGUUUCGAUUGUCGAGUCCUCCGCCGAGCUGCUCUAUGGCUUGAUCCAUCAGAGGUACAUCUUGACGCGACACGGCAUGCAGCAGAUGGUGGACAAGUACGAGGCGGGACACUUUGGCUACUGUCCGCGAGUGUUUUGCCAUAGCCACCCCGUGCUACCGUGUGGGAGGAGCGACUUGCCCGGGCUGGACACCGUCAAGCUGUUCUGUCCAAACUGCAUUGAUAAUUACAGUCCGCCGAGCAGCCGGUUUCACGGGGUGGACGGGGCGUUUUUCGGUACGACGUUCCCGCAUCUGCUGUACCAGUGCUAUCGCGAUCUGUUUCCUAGUAUCAUUGCGCCCAAGCAGGCGGUCGAGGCGGUGGGCGCUCAGCAAGUGCAGUACGCGCCGCAGCAGCAGGCGGAUGCUGCAGACGCUUCUGAAACAACACCAUCAGCCACGGAAGCAACGGCGACAGAAGCGAGGACAGAGGCGCCCGUCCACCGCACGAUCCAGCCAGAACAGUUGGGCAAGCGUGUACCUUACACCCGAACGUACACACCCAAGAUCUACGGCUUCAAGGUGUCGGAAUACGCAAAGACAGGGCCCAGGAUGAAGUGGAUGCGCAUGCGUCCCACUUCGCUCGACCAACUCGAUCGUCUUUGA